CCUCGAGCAGGAAUGGUGCCCCCAGGGAAGAAACCAGCCGGAGAGGCCUCCAACUCCAACAAGAAGUGCAAGCGUUACUUCAAUGAGCACUGGAAGGAGGAGUUUCCUUGGCUGGACUUCGACUACGAGCGGAAGCUGAUGUUCUGCCUUGAGUGCCGCCAGGCCCUGGUGCGGAACAAGCAUGGCAAGGCCGAGAAUGCCUUCACGGUGGGCACGGACAACUUCCAGCGCCACGCCCUGCUGCGCCAUGUCACGUCGGGGGCCCACCGCCAGGCUCUGGCCGUCAACCGGGGCCAGCCCACUUUUGAGGGUCAGGCUGAGGGAGGAGGGGCCUACCCAGACCUGGAGACCACCCCCACCUCCAGGGGCGUCAAGGUGGAGGUGGACCCCGCCAAAGUGGCCGUGCUGACCACGGUGUACUGCAUGGCCAAGGAGGACGUACCUGACGACCGCUGCUCUGCCCUGCUUGAGCUGCAGAGGUUCAACCUGUGCCAGGCACUGCUGGGCACAGAGCAUGGUGACUACUACAGCCCCAGGCGGGUGAGGGAUAUGCAGGUGGCCAUUGCCAGUGUCUUGCACACAGAGGCCUGCCAGCGCCUGAAGGCAUCCCCGUAUGUGGGGCUGGUGUUGGAUGAGACCAGGGACUGGCCUGAGUCCCACAGUCUGGCCUUGUUUGCCACUUCGGUAUCCCCCUGUGAUGGCCAGCCGGCUACCACCUUCCUGGGCAGUGUGGAGCUACAGGAGGGUGAGGCCACUGCUGCCCAACUCCUGGACAUCCUGCAGGCCUUCGGCGUGUCUGCUCCCAAGCUGGCCUGGCUCACCUCGAGCCUCCCCAGUGACCGCCUUGGGCAUGUGAGCCUGCAACUCCGGGCUGCCUGCCCACUGCUCACCGAGCUACACUGCCUCCCUGGCCGGACAGAUCCCGAGCCCCCUGCCUACCUAAGUGAAUACGAAAGCGUGCUGGACGCCCUAUUCCGGCUCCAUGGUGGCCCCAGCUCCCACACGGUCCCGGAGCUCCGGGCGGCACUGGACCUUGCAGCUAUUGACUUGGCAGGACCGCGGCCAGUGCCCUGGGCGUCCCUGCUGCCUAUUGUGGAAGCAGUGGCUGAGGCUUGGCCUUGCCUGGUACCCACACUGGAGGCCUCUGCCCCCACCUCCCCUACAGCGAGGCCACUGGCUCUUGCCCUGCGCCAGUUCACCUUCGUGGCCUUCACCUACCUGCUGCUGGACACUCUGCCCACCGUGCAGAAGCUCCCCCUUGUCCUGCAGCCAGAAGAGCCGGACUUAGCCUUGCUGCAGCCCCUGGUGAUGGCAGCGGCGGCCUCCCUCCAAGCACAACGCAGCUCGGGUGGGGCGCGCCUCCAGGGCUUCCUGCAGGAGUUGGCUUCCUCCUGCCCCGACUCUGGCGGUGGGCGCUGCACCUACCGCGGCGUGGAGCUGCUCGGCUACUCUGAGGCCGCCGUGCGGGGCUUGGAGGGGCUGCGGGGGGCCUUGCUGGACUCCAUGCGGAGGGGACUGUGGGACUCCUACCCCGGGCCCUCGCUGGACGCCGUGACCGCCUUCGCGGCGAUCUUCGACCCGCGCGGCUACCCGCAGGCACCCGAGGAGCUGGGCGCGCACGGCGAGGGGGCGCUGCGGGUGCUGCUGCGCACCUUCGCCCCCGCGGUGGUGCGCCAGCGGGCGCUGGGCGACUUCGCGCUCUUCAAGCGCGUGGUGCGCAGCCUGGGGCGGCUGGGCCCGCGCGCCCUGUGCGCCAAGCUAGCGUGCGCGCGCUCCGAGCUGCACGAGCUCUUCCCGGACUUCGCCGCCCUCGCCGCGCUGGCCUUGGCGCUGCCCGCGGGCGCCGGCCUCCUGGACAAGGUGGGCCGCAGCCGCGAGCUGCGCUGGUGGGGGCCGAGCGGGGCCGGGGAAGGCCGGGGCGGCCCGGCGGUGAAGAUCGCCGUGGAUGGGCCGCCGCUGCACGAGUUUGACUUUGCGCUGGCCGCGGAGUUCUUGGAGAGCGGGUGGGCGGAGGGGCUCCUGGGGUCGCGGCUCACGUGAGGGCGGCCGCCGUCCCUCCGCCCCGCCAGCCGGGCGCCCUGGGCGCCCCAGGGGCCAAGGCGGAUUUGGCCAAGCUGACCGCCUGACUGUGGCCUCCCACCCCCCUGGCGGGUGCUUCCUCCGCUCCACGCUGAGCCUGGGCCGCGAGCUGGCAGAGAUGCUGGAUUUGGGGGCACCCUCCACAUCGCUCCUGCCCUUGCCAGAGUUUGGUGAGGAAUAGGUCACCUUUUCCCCUCUGGAUCCAGCCCACGCUGGGGUCCUAGAAAAGCUGAGGAGUCUUGGUCGGAGGGAGAGAGGAAGACUGGGUCUCAGGGACUGAGGGAUUGAGGGAAAGGAGAAUGGGUUCUUGGCUCUUAGCUCCCCUCCUGGCAGCAUAUCUUCUCAGACAAAACUGGAGAGCAGAUGACUUUCCUUGGUUUUGACACACAGCAUGGCACCUUCUCUGUGCACAGGCUACCAGUUCAAGGGAGGUAGUGGUGCCCUCCCUCCCCUACCCACUGAUAGGUAGGCUGCCUGAGGUUCUUCUGCAUAUGGCUGUGUAUAUAGACAUAUACAUCUGUAAGUGUAAAAUAAACCUAUCUUGCAAAUUGUUAACACAAAAUCUAAAAGGACUUCUUACGGUUUUGCAAUGAGAAGGUCCAGGAAAGUCCCAAUGGACUGGAUUUAUUUCUAAUUCUUUUCUUCCUCAAAGUCUGGCUGCGCCCAAAGUUCCUAGCCUUCCCCUGCCCUUGCCUCAGACCUUUAAGACCAAAGACUGUAAAACCACAAGGCUGGACCGGCCAACUCUGAGGACCACCCUCCAGCCUGACCCAGGGGUUGGAGGGCUUUCUGCCUCCUGGGAGGAGUCGGGCCUCAACAGAGCUAGGGGAACACAUCCCUUCAGAUUCCAAUGGGUUUGCCAUUCUCUCUGUCAGCCUUGCUGUACAUG
Nyctereutes procyonoides (raccoon dog) is the source of this 2968-nucleotide messenger RNA. RefSeq names its product chromosome unknown C17orf113 homolog (gene CUNH17orf113). The transcript has 2 exons. The coding region runs from base 13 to 2040 and encodes 675 amino acids. NCBI's taxonomy places the organism in Eukaryota, Metazoa, Chordata, Mammalia, Carnivora, Canidae. The record is from RefSeq and is a predicted model, not a curated record.